Messenger RNA from Cladophialophora carrionii CBS 160.54, 951 nucleotides. RefSeq lists its product as uncharacterized. Bases 1 to 951 code for a protein of 316 amino acids. The transcript has a single exon. The record is from RefSeq and is a predicted model, not a curated record. Lineage: Eukaryota; Fungi; Ascomycota; Eurotiomycetes; Chaetothyriales; Herpotrichiellaceae.
AUGGACCAACUUCAGAGCCUCGUCCUCGAUCCUUUGAAACCCUACCUGUCCCCGAUAACCAGUAACCUGCCCGCCCCCGUCAAUGACCUCGCCAUCUCGCUCCUCGGCGAAAAAUGCCACUCGGCCCUCCUCCUCGACCUCGACUUCUCAUCCCAUCCCGAAUGCGUCUCCCUCGCCAUCUCCAAGGCCCUAGGCAUCGGCAUCAUCACCGCCGCAUCCGUGGUCAAAGUGCCGCAGAUCAUCAAGCUCGUCAAAUCCCAAUCGAGCGAGGGCCUCAGUUUCACCAGCUAUCUCCUCGAGACCGCCAGUUUCGUCAUUACGCUCGCAUAUAACAUGCGCAAAGGCUUUGCGUUCAGCACGUACGGCGAGACGGCGCUCAUCGCGAUUCAAGACGUGGUGAUCAGCGUGCUGAUCCUGGCGUAUUCGGGCAAGAAGCCCGCCGCGGGAGCGUUUGUCGCCGCCGUCGGAAGCGCUGUUUACGCGCUCAUGGUGAGCGACACGCUCGUCACGGAGGCGCAGAUGACGACCUUGCAGGCCGGCGCCGGCGGGUUGAGCAUCGCAAGCAAAGUACCCCAGAUCCUGGCGAUUUGGCAACAAGGCGGGACGGGCCAGCUGUCUGCCUUUGCGGUGUUCAACUACCUGUUUGGCAGUCUCAGUCGCAUCUACACCACGUUGCAAGAGGUGGACGACCAGCUGAUCCUGUAUGGCUUUAUCGCCGGGUUCUUCUUGAACGCGGUGCUCGCGGCGCAGGUGCUCUACUAUUGGAACAGUCCGACGACAGCGGGGCAUGCCAAGGAGGUGGGUGUCGGAAAGAAGAAUCAGCUACAAGGUGUUGGACAGAAGGGAGCGGCCGCGCUGGCGACCGAGGAAGCGACCAAGGGGAAGCUGACUCCUGGCUCGGCGGGCACGACUGCGCGGCCGAGCAGCAGCAGUGGCAGGAGACGAGGAUGA